GCAGAUUAUUACUUCAUUUAACACAAACUAUUAGCGCAAGCACAGUGAAUGAUCUGAAAGCUGCAUCGAUUACGAAAUGGGUGACGUUUUGUUUGAGAUGGAAGACAAUCUCAAAUCCAAACAGGCCAAGUUGACGCCUGAAGAGGCAAAGGUUCUCGCAGCUUGCAAGUCUAAGGCUGUGAGGGCGUUCACAUAUGGAGGUCUUGCUGCUGGUGUUGUAACCUGGACAGCAACUUCAAGGCUGAGUAAGAUGAUCCAGCUGAACCUUACAGGAGGAGCUGCUGCUAUGUUUGGACUGUGGACAUUUUCUAAAGCCUUAGAUUCAUGUGCUGAGCAUAUUCUUGCAUUGGAUGGGAGCCGGUUACAGGCAGAGUUAGCAACUAUAAUGGUUACAAAACAUCAGAAUGAUCGCCACAGGAUGCAGCUUAUCUCUAAGCAGUUCUUUUGUGAGGAGGUUUUUGAUGAUUCGACCUCAGGCCGUCCGAAAAUAAGGUGGCGUUAUCGGAAUUACUUUAGUGAUAAUGUUUCCCUUGGUCAAAGAACACAUGAUAGCGACUCCUACGGUAACUCCCAAACUGAUUCAGACAGUGUUUCUCAUGGUGACUAUCACAAUUCCUAUGAUGUCAAGUCCCGAAGUGGCAUCCGGACUGACUCUAACCAAAGACAGAUCAAUUUUGACCCGAGACAAGUUCCUAUGAACUCCAGUGUUGGGACAGACCCUUUUGAAGAUAUAUUUGGUUAUCAAUCACCACAGGAGGAGCUCCAACUUCCAGACACAUCCAGUCAGUCUAAUGUUUCCCCAAAAGUACAGGCUCGCAACCGCAGACGAUCACAGCACAAGCGUCGCUCGUAUCAACAGGAAGACUCAUCAAAUCUCCAACAUGAGUAGCUGUGAGUUGGGUUAUGAUCGACUACUGAAGAAGAUCACUGCAUAAAAUUUUGAAAUACUUUAUCUAAUGUUUUAUGAGCUUGACAGCCUUUACAAUGAAGGGUAUCGGACUAUCUGCCAUCAUAACAAUAGUAUCAGGCAUCGCUGUGAAAUUAUUGUUUCAUCAGUCGUUGGUUUAUAUCCAAGCUCUACGAACACUUAUGAUGAGUGCUUCAAUAAGGUUACUGAAAAGCUAGUAUUGUGAUUAUAUUGCAGCUAUAACAAAUUUCAUGGUCACCAAAGUCUUCAGUAUGACACUAAUCCUCUA
Argentina anserina (silverweed cinquefoil) is the source of this 1196-nucleotide messenger RNA. RefSeq lists its product as uncharacterized. Bases 77 to 889 code for a protein of 270 amino acids. NCBI's taxonomy places the organism in Eukaryota, Viridiplantae, Streptophyta, Magnoliopsida, Rosales, Rosaceae. The record is from RefSeq and is a predicted model, not a curated record. The transcript has 6 exons.